GCUGCCCUUUCCCCAGGGGGUGGCGUUCUCUCCCGGUAUGGACACCCGGGCUGCGGCCGUCCGGCGUUCUAUAUCGGGCGGCCGCAACAGUGGCAUGGCGAUGGAAGCAGUGGAUCUGACACAGGAUACGCCUGCACCUGUGGUGUAUGAAGUGGAGGUGGAAAUUGAAGGCACAGAGAGACCAUGCAGUCCUGAGACAUUGGACACAGCGUCUGAAGAGACCCCCUGUAUGGGCAGAGGUUUGUGGAAGUUGAAUUCAUCUCUCCUGGAAGAUGCGACAAUAAGACAAUCCUUCGAGGAGUUCUUUCAGGGCCAGGAACCGUUAGUGGACCUCUGCAACAGUAAGUCAGAGUGGUGGGAGAUGUUUAAAACAAGGACGGCGAGGUUUUUCCGAGAGCUUUCGUACCUCAGGUGCCAAGACAGAAAUAAUCUGUACCAGGAACUGAGGAAGAAACUUGAAAGUCUGGUCUCGACGGGAGGUAGCCGCGAGGAUAUCUCUCGUGUGAAGUCCUUGCUUAAGAGGUGUCAGUACGAUAGGUACGCAUCUUUGGUUGUCGAGAGGGAUUUUGGGAAGUACCGCUCGCCCAACCCUUACGGCAACUGUAAGAUGUCAGUAAAACGUAAGCUAGGUGACAGGCCUGAUUGA
This is a messenger RNA of Bufo gargarizans (Asiatic toad), 646 nucleotides long. RefSeq lists its product as uncharacterized. The transcript has 2 exons. The record is from RefSeq and is a predicted model, not a curated record. The coding region runs from base 38 to 646 and encodes 202 amino acids. Lineage: Eukaryota; Metazoa; Chordata; Amphibia; Anura; Bufonidae.